Molecule: messenger RNA, 2182 nt
Organism: Kickxella alabastrina
Lineage: Eukaryota; Fungi; Kickxellomycota; Kickxellomycetes; Kickxellales; Kickxellaceae
Product: Poly(A) polymerase central domain-containing protein
Exons: 1
Coding region: 141-2096 (651 amino acids)
Cellular component (GO): nucleus
Molecular function (GO): poly(A) RNA polymerase activity; RNA binding
Source: RefSeq, a predicted model, not a curated record
CGUUUUACUCUUUUUUUACAUUUCGAUUUAUUCCUCUUUUUAUAACUAUUUACCUUAUAUAAAUUAUCCUGUACGUGCCGUAUUACCAUAUAUUUUUCUUUCAUUCGCAAACAAAUCAGGAAGCUGGACAAUUUAAACACAUGAGCGAAUCAAAACACCUGGGUGUGACGCCUCCAAUCAGUGUAAACAAGUCGAGCAAGGAGGAAGAAGCGUUAACAGUUGAGCUCUUAGAAACCCUCAAGCGCGAGGGCCAGUUUGACAGUGAUGCAGAGAGCAAGAACCGCGAAGUCGUCCUGGGAAAAAUAAACAACCUUGUGAAGGAAUUUGUAUACCUGGCAUCACUCAAGCAUAAGCUCUCUGAGAAUAUCGCGCGCUCGUGCGGCGGCAAAAUUUUUGCGUUCGGAUCUUUUCGACUGGGCGUGCACGGCGCUGGAGCCGAUAUUGAUAUUUUGUGCGUAGCGCCAUCGCAUGUGACACGCGAUGAUUUCUUUCACAUAAUGGUGGAUCUGCUGAAUAGCCGCAGUGAGGUUACCGAGAUGACCCCGGUGCCGGAAACACACGUUCCGGUCAUCAAAAUGCAGUUUGGCGGUGUAGACAUUGAUUUGACUUUUGCCUCGCUGCAGCAACCGACAAUUCCUGAGGAUCAGGACCUGCUGAACAUCAACGUUCUGCGCGGCCUCGACGAGAAGGCCAUUCGAAGUGUCAACGGCUCCAGGGUGACCGACGAGAUCCUGAGGCUAGUGCCCGAUGUUGUCAGCUUCCGACUGGCGCUGCGCUGCAUCAAGCUAUGGGCGAAGCGUCGGGCAAUCUACUCCAACUCUAUGGGCUUCCUGGGUGGUGUCGCCUGGGCCAUGCUUGUUGCGCGCAUCUGCCAGUUGUACCCCAACGCCUGUGCGGCAACCAUUGUGUCGCGCUUUUUCUAUGUGUUCCUUGCUUGGAGAUGGCCCUUGCCCAUAUUUCUUAAGCACGUUGAGAACGCCAACAUGCACCUGCGCGUGUGGAACCCCAAGCUUUACCCAGCGGAGAAGCUGCACAAGAUGCCCAUCAUCACGCCGGCGUACCCAUCCAUGUGCGCUACUCACAAUGUGUCUACGUCGACGAAGCGGAUCAUCGGGUCCGAGUUUAAGCGCGGCUACGAGAUCUCCCAGCGCAUCAUGAAGGGACAGGCCGAGUGGACCGCCCUGUUUGCAAAGCAUGAUUUCUUCCGCCAAUACAAGUUCUACUUGCAGCUGAAUGUCACAUCGACCAAAGAAGAAGCGCACCACCGCUUGCGCGGCUUCAUUGAGUCCCGCGUGCGCCAAUACUUGGUUAGGCUUGAGGAGGUGAAUCUGAUUGAGCUGGUGCACCCUUUCACUAAGGGAUAUGACCAUGAAUUUGUUUGCGCCUCCGACCAGGAGCUGCAAAGAAUCCGUGACGGCAAUAUCCCCAACCAGUCAUCAACACCGGUGGCACCUGGGACACCAGCAGCCGACGAGCAGAAAACAAGCGCAGACGAUUGCGGCGACAAUGGUGGAUCCGGUCCUCCUGCGGAUGCUGCCGACAAUGAAGGUAAGCCCCAGGACGAAAAGAAGAUAUUUACGUCAAGCUUUUACCUGGGGUUGCUCCUGAAGGAGAAGGACCAGUUCACUAGCGGCGCGCGGCGCAUGGACCUGUCCUGGCACACACAGGAGUUCAUCAAGCUGGUCAAGGGCAACGAAGUUUGGGUUGAUGACCUCAUGUCCAUAUCUGUUCGAUUCCUGCGUCAGGCCCAGCUCCCCGACGAGGUCUUUGAGGGCCAGCCACGCGCGCGCCUGCAUGAUCCUAACAAAAAGAAAUCGAAAAACAAAGAGAAGCGCUCGAUUGAUAAUGCAAACGAUAGCAAGCUGGCGAAGAAGGCCAAGGUGGCCAAUGCGCAUGUGCCAUCCACCAGCGGGGUUGUCGUGGAGACGCCCGUGAAUCGAAAUGAUAAAUCCGAGAGUGCAAGUGAUGGCGGUUCUAGUAAUGCGGGUGGCACGGGGGCUGUUGUUGCAGCGGAUCCUAGGGCCGAGUCUGUUACAAUUGCUGCGCCAGUUCCCAUGUCUAACAAAUCUGGUGCUAUCAAGCUUAAGCUGCUAUAAGGGCUUCACUUUAUUAUUUAUAUAUACCUUUUUAAGAAUAAUAGUCGACAGUUUACAUAGACUAAUACAAAAUAACUAACUGAAAC